CGCCCGUGAGGGCUCCCUCCGCCGCGGCUCAGGAAUUGCAAAGCUCAGGAAGAGGACGCUUUCUACUGGAACAUGCUGCUCCCUUCUCUGCUUUUUUGACGGACAGCUUUGGACGUCAGCACAACUACUUGCGAAUUUCUUUGACCGAGAAAUGCAACCUCAGAUGUCGGUAUUGUAUGCCAGAGGAAGGUGUUCAGCUGACCCCUAAAUCAGAGCUUCUUACUGCUCAGGAGAUAAUCACCCUAGCCAGACUAUUUGUGAAAGAAGGUGUAGAGAAGAUCCGACUGACAGGAGGAGAGCCACUUAUCCGUCCCGAUGUGGUUGAUAUUGUGGGUCAACUGUACAAGCUAGAAGGGCUGAAAACCAUUGCUGUCACAACCAAUGGGAUCAACUUAGCCAGAUUGCUGCCCCGACUGAAGGAGGCAGGACUGAAUGCCAUUAACAUUAGCCUGGAUACUUUGGUCCCAGCUAAAUUUGAGUUCAUUGUCCGGAGGAAAGGUUUUCACAAGGUAAUGGAAGGAAUCCACAAAGCCACUGAACUUGGCUACCGUCCUGUUAAGGUAAACUGUGUGGUGAUGCGAGGCUUCAAUGAGGAUGAACUGCUGGGCUUUGUGGAUUUCACAAAGGAUCUGCCCCUUGAUGUGCGGUUCAUAGAAUACAUGCCCUUUGAUGGCAAUAAAUGGAACUUCAAGAAGAUGGUGAGCUACAAAGAAAUGCUUGAUACAAUUAAACAGAGAUGGCCUGAAUUGGAGAAAUUGCCCUGUGAAGCUUCCAGCACAGCCAAGAGUUAUAAGGUGCCACAUUUCCAGGGACAAGUCAGCUUUAUCACCUCCAUGACAGAGCACUUCUGCGGAUCCUGCAAUCGGCUGAGGAUAACAGCAGAUGGGAACCUAAAGGUGUGCCUUUUUGGGAAUUCAGAAGUGUCCUUGAGAGAUCACCUACGGUUGGGUGCCUCAGAGGAAGAGUUGGUUCAAAUCAUUGGAGCAGCAGUGGGCAGAAAAAAGAAACAGCAUGCUGGCAUGUUUAACAUUUCCCAGAUGAAAAACCGGCCAAUGAUCCUGAUUGAGCCUGCAUUGAUGUCAUUCCCACUAUGCCAAGAUGCCCUACAGAAUCCCCCAAAUUCAAAACAGUGGGGCCAGACAUUUAGCCAUUGGCUGACUUUGAGAGCAAGUUUACCCAAACACAUGGGAAAAGUAUUAAUGAAAAAUAAGCUUACACAACAACUUUUCCUGCCAGGAUCUCACCCAGAGCAACAGUGGCACUUAACAACAGGAAUUCUACAAACCCAGCUCCGAGGCUGCUGUGUCUUCCAGAAGGACCCAAGCUCCACAUUUGACACGAAGUGCCUUGAGGCUUCUCCUGUUGGCCAAGUUUCUGUGGACUGUCAGUCCAAGGAGGCAAGUCCAGGAUCUGAAUUCUGUACCAGGGAUUCAGGAUCUUGCACCCACGUACCUCAUGCCUCUGACAACUUGACUCACACUGAUGAGGAAGGACGGGCCACAAUGGUUGAUGUUGGAGGGAAGCCAGAUUCAAGAAGAAGUGCUGUUGCUGGUGCUGUGGUCUGCCUGGGUGAGAAGGCAUUUGGGAUGGUGAGGCAGAACCAGGUGAAGAAAGGGGAUGUGCUGGCAGUAGCCCAGAUUGCAGGAAUUCAGGGAGCCAAGCUGACCAGCCAGUUGAUCCCAUUGUGUCACAACAUCCCCCUCAACCAUGUUGAGGUGUCUCUGAGCCUGGAUGAAGCCAGAUAUGCAGUGGUGAUUCGCAGCUCCUGUCAGACCUGGGGGAGGACAGGUGUGGAGAUGGAAGCUCUAACAGCUGCUAGCCUGGCUGCCCUGACUGUGUAUGACAUGUGCAAAGCAGUUACUCAUGACAUUGUGAUCAAAGAGGUGAAGUUGCUCAGUAAGACAGGUGGGCAGAGGGGAGACUUCUCAAGGGUCUAGAUCAUAUUGAGACACCUCCAGCUCUCCAGGUGACCACCACUUAUGUUCCCUCUCUUACAGAAUUUUUGCUCAGUUGAAAGGCUUGGAGACCUCAGCAGGUGUACCAUACCACAACCCUAUGACUCCAGUUUUGCCUUACCCUGUCAGCUUACUGCUGGGUGAACAGUGGAGCCACUUAUCCCUGUUGAUAAAUCGUAUGUGUGGUUUUUUAGAGGACAGACUUCUCCACUCUGCCAAUACCUUCAUUUCAGCAUCCUUGCCAUAACCUUGAGCAAAUAUUGCUAGUUAUACCAGAGGUUUGUUGUUGUAUUUUUUUUCCUUCUUGCUGUGAAAUAUUCACAGCUGCUGUCAUCACAUCAUGCAACUGUGAGCUCUGGAAAUGAAGCAAGUGCUGAAAGUGCUGUUAUUUGGCAACUAUUUUUAAGUCAAGGAUUAGGAUUUCAGAAUUGUGUCUGUCUGUCUGUCACCCUGACCCCCUUAGUUGAGUUUAGAAGGUGACAGUGAGAACUUCUUACUAGGGAACCUUACCAUGCAGCAGAGAUUGUAACUGUGGAACAGCCAGGGUCAGAGUGGCAGCUCCCAUCCCUUUUGAUUGCUCCUGCUUCCCUUGCCUGCAAGUGGGAAAUAUCCACAUACCAGUUUCACAAGAAAAAAAAAAAGAUGGCAGUUGUCCAGCUCUCUGCCUUGAGCACUCUGUAAAACAUGAUGUAGAAACAGAGGACUUCUGGGUUUGGAAGAAUUAUUUUGCUGGUCUGAAAGAUACCUUUUACAAUGUUAGAAGCAUGUUCCAGCAUUUUGACCUUAGCACUCAAAUACAUUGAGGCUUUGUGUCUGCAUGCUUAAGGGCUUAAUUACACCAUGCAUGAAAGCAGGCAUCAGCUCUCCCUGACUUUAGAAAUAGAUGUCACACCAAGCUGCAGAAGAUUCCAUGUCUUUCAGUCCUACAGUGCAACUCCUAGUAACCAGCAACCUGCAUAGUCCUGACAGAUAAAACAAAUUUUAAGACUAGUAGCCACUUGGAAGAGUAAGGUAGUUACUGUUGCUUUGGUCAGAGUGUUUUCCUGCAUGUUUCUCUAAUUUGCUUUUCAUGAAGUCUUCUGGCCUCAGAGCACUUAAAGUGUCCCCAUAAAUGUACCAGUGGCCACUGUCAUGUAGCAUUAAAUAGCUUUGAUAAUUGAAUAUCCUAGAUAGAUAAGAAAUUACUCAACAUUGUUUUGUUAAUACUGAUGGAUCCUUUCCAAAUGUUAAUCUAAAUGCUCUAAACAGGGUCUUUUCAACUUUGGUUUACUUGUUUUCCAGUGUUUAUGGCUAAUGUGAAGUUACAUACGAUUUGGGGUGCCCCCCUCUCCAUACGCACAGAGAGUUGAAGACAGCUCUAAUAACAUCAAAGAGGCUACCAAAAAAGUGUCUUAAACUUUGCAAGUAGCUGAAACAAGGUUAAAUUACUGUGAGCAUCGGUAAAGCACACACCACACUGUCAUGCACAUCCUGCUCAUUUGAAGUAAGCACAGGUCUAAGGUGAGGAGGCAAUAGGUUUUUACUACAGCUGUCUUUACUUAUCCUUUACAAAUCUUAUACACUAGUUACCACAAAAGGCACUUUUUCCACUGAAGGUGAAUUAAUUUGAUUCUUUAUUCACUGUCACUGUGAGAUAAGGCACAUACAAUGACCCACAUAGCAGCUACUGCUGGAAGAGGGAGUCUGGAAAGCUUGGUGUCCAAAAUCCACAAACAGUUGUAGACCUACAUUCAGUGUUAUAGUCCUGAUUCCCUUGAUAUCACUGAUCUGUCUGGAAGUUAAUAGUAGGGGGCACUUCUGCUCCUUCCUAGGAGGAGCUCAUCAGUCCCAGCUCACUCUGCAAAUAUGAGAGACCUUGUUCAUCUGUGGAACUGCUGUGCUGAUAGUGCAGAUGUUUCCCUAGCUCAGCUUGGAGACAAAUUGCCAGGAAAAGGAAGCACAUGUGUAACCUGCUAAGUUAACUGAUUCACACAAGCACUUACCUCCCCCCACUACACACAACACACCCCACCCUCCCUGCCUUUACCCAGUCUCAAUAUUUGAAAACUAAAAGGUAACUAGACAAACUCAAAAGUAAUAAAAUGAUGCUUUGGGGCAUAUGAUUCUUUGGCUUCUGAGAAGUUUGCUGUCAUGCUGUAAAGCUCACACAAAGGAUGCAAGACCAUACAAGGGACUACAGCGCACAUAUGCAUGACUGCCACGCACAUCUUAAUACUUACGCACAUUUCACUACUUUCUUGGGUUGAGUGUCUGGAAGCUUUGGGCAAACAGACUUUGGUGCCAUUUUAUCCUCAUGUUACAUUAUCAAGUCUUGAAACUAUGCACAUUUAUAGAUAAUGAACCAAGCAUGAGUCAACAGAACAUUUUGCGAGAGAAAUGAGCUGAUAGCACUGUAUGUUUCAGUGGUGCUGGGUGGGCAAUGAUGUAAUAAUAUAUGUUGAUGAACUGACUACUUUUUGGAGGCUUCC
Molecule: messenger RNA, 4423 nt
Organism: Gavia stellata (red-throated loon)
Lineage: Eukaryota; Metazoa; Chordata; Aves; Gaviiformes; Gaviidae
Gene: MOCS1
Product: molybdenum cofactor synthesis 1
Exons: 11
Coding region: 177-1937 (586 amino acids)
Biological process (GO): Mo-molybdopterin cofactor biosynthetic process
Molecular function (GO): cyclic pyranopterin monophosphate synthase activity; metal ion binding; 4 iron, 4 sulfur cluster binding
Source: RefSeq, a predicted model, not a curated record